AUGACGGGAGCACCUCCUGCUACAUCAUCAGUGUUUGGAAGUUUGACCUCAAUGUCGACGACGAUGACACCUCAACAAACUGAUACCCAUCAUUCAACAGCACCUCGAUCAUCAGUGUUUGGCUCAUUGACUUCAAUGAGCUCACAGACUCCAAGUGCAUUUGGUACAAUGUCAUUCGGCAUUCAUCAACCCAACACAACAGCUACAACAACGACGAGCACGACACAGCCAGCAUUCGGUUCUGCAUUCGGUUCUGCAUUCGGUUCUGCAUUCAACAUACAACCAACAUCAUCAUCAUCGACAUCAUCAUCAACACCUCUGUCAAUGUUAAGACCACAACCUAUUCAAUCGAUUGUCGGAUCAUCAAACUUGACAGAAGGCAACAGCGCAGCAUCAUCAUCAAUACCAAUAUCAUUUUCAUCACAUAGCAGCACACAAAUGUCAGCUGCCGCAGCGCCUUUCAUACCAAGGAGUAUUAAGCCAAAGCCAGGAGCACAUCCUAUGGGUGCACCCAUACCGCCAACAACAACAAUACACAGCGCCAAGGCGAUCAAGUCACCCACCAAGCUCUACAUCACCAAUCUAAAGAUGACCAACGAUGUCAACAGACUAAGGACAGCGCUCACACAGCUCUUUAGUCAACACGGUACACUGGCCUCACCGAUUCAACUCAUUAAGAAGGGUCCAAAGUAUCACGCGAUAGUUGAGUACACGACAAAGGAUGAAGCCAAGCAAGCAAAGAUUAGAGUAAAGACAUUCGAAGACUAUCCGAUUAUAGUUAAACAAUACAUUCAAUCAAGUGAUCAUGGUAUGGACUCAGCGACUACAGCCACGCCAGCUGUCGCCCCAACAACAACGACAGCAACGGCAGCAACAACAGAUAACCACGCCGGUGGUGAUGCGAUCAGACCACUGGACGACAGUUUGAAACUUAGGUCUCAAGAGCGCGAACUUAGGUUCCUGCUACAGAGUAAGAGGGCAGCUGCCCCGCCCUCACCAUCAACAAGGCUGACAGACAUGAGUAGUCUGUUGUCACCAGAGCAACAACAUAAUGAUGGUGCAGAGGCUGACGAUGAUGAUGGUGGCAGUGCAGAGGAAGAUGAUGCUAAUGAUCACUUUGAUGAUGUUGAUGAUGCUGGCGAAACACAACAAGAAUACGACCUUGACCAUGAUAAUGGCGAUGAUGAAGACACAACAACAACAACAUUGCCAACAGCAUUCGCAACACCUCAAUCAAUGAUGUCCCCAGAUCAAGCAUUGGCAACUCAUCAUCAACCAACGCCAUCAUCAACAACAUACAUUACAAGCCAUGCUGUUGCUGCUGCAGAUGGAAUAGUACCAUCGACUGAUGGUAACAAGGUUGGAACAUGUCUUGAGUUCUGUCCUGCAAAGGAGAAGGCACUGCGCGAGGUGUCCAAGGACGUCAACAAUCUGGAGAGGAUGCCAACGGGCGAGCUAGUGUUGGUCAAGAAGUAUCGACGUAACACUGCCGAGCAAUCAGAGAUUGCACCUGAGGAGAUACGUCCGCCCCACAUCCUGGCCAAGGUCAUGGACCAUCUAUCACACAACAUUGUCGAUCGCAAGGAUGCCAGGUUCAGCGAGAUCCAGAACUUUAUUCGCGAUCGCAGUCGCUCGCUGCGCCAGGACCUCACGAGCCAGCACUGCCAGGACGAGACAUCGAUCGACAUCCACGAGCGCUGCGUGCGCUUCCACAUACUCAGCCACCACUUCCUGUGCGAGGCCAGCCAGGAGGACUUCAACAAGCAGCAGAACUGGGAGCAGCUUUCAAAGUGUCUCACGUCGCUCAAGAUCUUCUACGACGACCACUACAAGGCCACGGGCCACACGUACCGCAACGAAGCCGAGUUCCGCGCCUACAUCAUCCUGAACCUGACGUUUGCCGACAUACCUGCGCGCGACCUCGUCUCGUUCCUCAUCACCAUCCCCAAGGAGAUCCAGCAGCACCCCUUUGUCAAGUUCGCCUUUGAGAUAUCAAAGGCCUAUCGAUUGGAGAACUAUAGCAGGUUCUUCAAGCUCAUUAUGAAGGGCACCUACCUGCAGGGCUGCUUCAUUCAUCAGUUCUUCAACCGUGUGCGCAUCACCGCGUUGAUGCGCAUGUCCAAGGCGUUUGGCGCGAGGGGACAGCCGUACCCCGUGAGCGACUUUGCCGCCGGGCUCCUUUUCAGCUCGCUAGAUGAGGCGGCACAGUUUGUCACCGACCUUGGACUGACUAUUGGCGAUUCCGAUCAGAUCAUAUUCAAGGGCGAUCAUAUAUCAACGGGUGACCCUGGUCCCAAAGUGUCACAGGUGCUGCUCAACAAGGCACCCAAGACCUUCCAGCAGACAAUCGAUGUGCCUGAGCAGAUCACAAAGGCAUAUUGUCAGUUCUUGGGUAUUGAUGAGUAUGUUCCUCCUCCUGCUGCACAUGUCGCAGCCCCAGUGUUGGUCAGGUCACCAGUGUCCACACACGUGCCCUCUGUGAUCAGGAAGCAGCCACCUGGUGUGACCUCCCCGCCACCAACAACACUCAAACAAAAGCCAGCAGCUGCCUCCACAACACCUCAGGUCGCAUCACAAUCAAUCCAAUCUCCAACACAACAACAAGCUACCUCAUCGGCUACUACCUCCACAACAUUUGGUCCAGGUCAAACGUCUUUGUCGUCGACGACGAUCAAUCAAACUGGCGACAAUGACAAGGUUACACAACUGCCGUCGUCGGCGUCACCUUUGUUCUCACAGUUUGGCGUGAACAGUCAACCACCAAAGGAUGAUGACAAGGAGAAACAGUCAACGGCAUCAACAUCGUCCCAAGACACACCAGCCAUCAACAUCAUAUCGGCAACGCCUGUCAAGAAUCCAUCAUCCAGCGCGUUCGACUUCACUCCUGGCUCAGGUAUUCAAGUUGACAAGACACCUGCACACAGACAACAGAGCAACGACGUUGACAGUAUGGUGCUAAAUACACCUGCGCCUGCAUCGGGUGUCGACUUGAUAUCUCCCAUGCGCUUAUCAACUCCUGCACUCAAUGACCUGUUCAAGACACCUGGCGCUCCCGCCUCCUCCACUGCAGGCUUAUCUUCGACACCAACCUACACACCAAUGGCUAUCUCCGUGAUGAAGCCAACAGUGCCCGAAUCACCAAUGGUGUUGAUGACGCCCUAUGUCGAGAAGGACAAGUCUAUGCUGUCCUCAUCAAAGGAUACCCAUCCAUUCCCUCUAACAGAGAUCAACAAGCUUGCAGACCAGCAACUGGCCAUAGUAGUCAAGUCCAAGACAUCACUAAGCGCACCCGUCCUCAAGAUACACAGGCCCUAUCAAGAGAAGGCCAACGAUGCGAUGAUGAGCUACAUGCUUAGACAGUGGCGAUCACAGUCGAAGCAGUACUUCAACUCAAUCAAUCAGAUGCAAUCAAUUGAACAGAUUGUGUUCCACAAUGCUGUGGCAGCAGAGACAGAGCUGGUCACACCACCAUUGAUCAUGAUGAAUACCAAGCCUUCACAAUCAUUGUUGGAUGACACAGAUAUAGAGAUGAUCAACGACAACAAUGACUACAUUGACAGCAAACCAAUCAACAUACCAUUCUAUUGUUAUCAAUCAUUGGCCAAGAAUAAUCAGAGCGAGAGCAAGAUAUAUUGGAAGAUGUUGUACUCUACCCCAUCAUCAUCAUCGAUUGCAGUCGAUGACCAUCUUGGACAAGCCAUCAAACACUACAUCACCUCGACAUCAUCAACGACCCAGCCAGGCAAGCCAUUGUUCAAGCUGGAGCAACUGCAGAUACAAUACCUUCACACAACAAAGCAAAAGAACGUCACGAGGAAGCUAUCAAAGAAGCCAGUCAACUUUGUCGUCCUGGAGACUUGUGGACGCAAGUCUACAGACAAACAGCCACUCUUGGCUCGUGGCACUGGUUGCAUAUUGUUCCAAUUCAAUGAUACGUUCACAUUGGAGAAUGAGCAGCGCCUGGCCAAUCUACUCAACGCUAUCGCGCGUGGUGUUAUUCUAGGCGGCGACAAUAGUAGACGUGUGCCAAUAAUGUUUGUUGGAACGACUGAGAACAUCUACGCCAAACAAGAGCAGGUGCGUGCCAACAUCAACCAAUUCAUCGAUAAGAACAGCGAACAAUGGGCAACGGUCGUGAGCGAAUGGCAGAUCACCGACCUCGACCUCGGCACCCUGUACAGUCAUUCUUCGCGCCAGCAGAUCAUCAAGACACUAGUGUGGCUGGCGAGCAACACUCCUCCAAUCCAAUCAGUGGACAUUAUGCCGCUGUCGUCCAUCAUGGACAACGUAAUCUCGACCAAGUUGGCCGACCUCCUGCGACCUUACCACCAGCUCACUGUGCAACCCGAGGAGCUGUCCAGCCAGAUGAACCUCAUUACACCAAGCGCAUUGAUCACAUACUACAAUGAGCUCGUGCAGCAGCUCGCCACACUUGUGACGGACCCCGUGCUGCAAGCCAUCCAGUGGCCCAUUCCAGAGUUCACGCGCAAUGCCCAAACCAGCACCCAAUGGAACUCGGACAACAACUUUACAUCAAUCACAACAGCACUCAACUCAAUCAAGAUACCAUCACUACCCAGUCAGCUUGGUAACUUGAUAGCAUCAAUGGUCGACCAUCAUCAUAUAUCAGUUGAGGACAGCCUUCGAACACAUGGCUACAAGAGUCUGGCACUAACAGGUGACAUCAACGUCGUGGACAUGUUCCAAGCCUGGUUCCAACGCUUUGCCGACAAGCUCACCACUCAAUAUCUCAUCUCACAAGUCAGGCAGAUCCUUCAACAAUAUGACCUUAAACUACAAAACCUCCCAGCGCAGUAUAGUUUACCACUACCAUGGCAUAUGAUCAUUGAGUUGGUCAUAUCACAUCAGAUCAGUACCAUACCUCUACUCAAUUGUUACUACCAUCCCGACCUGAUGACACACUUGGCUUCAUUGCCAACGAGUCAUCUAACACAUUCAACAAAGGAUAUGGCAACAAUUGGUUUGUUACCAUCCAGCAACAUUCAAUCAUCAUCAACACAUAUCAGUAGUAAUAGUAUCAAUGACAACAGACCGACAACGACAACAUAUAGCAAUGGUCAACAACAUGAUGAUGACGUGCUGACUUUGGAAGACCUUGAUGGUGGCUCACCGAUGGACACAUUCAAUGACAUGGCCAAUACGAUGAGAUCAAGGAAGAGGGACUAUUCAACAUCAUCACCUCCAAUCAAUCAACCAGAGGUCAAACAUUUAAGAAUCAACAACAAUCGAAGUAGUAGCAGCAUCAUCAGUAGUAGUAACAACAACAUCCAACCUCAAAAGAACAACAACAAGUUGGAAGCAUUGUUGUAUAACCUGGAGAGAGAGAAACGUGAGAGUAUAUGGUUCGAAGACAGUCUACUCAGAUCACUCAGUAGUGGUGGAAGUAAUAGUUAUAUCAAUGAUAGUAAUAUUAAUAAACCUUGA
This is a messenger RNA of Acytostelium subglobosum LB1, 5445 nucleotides long. RefSeq lists its product as hypothetical. Gene Ontology annotation, molecular function: nucleic acid binding. Bases 1 to 5445 code for a protein of 1814 amino acids. The transcript has 5 exons. The record is from RefSeq and is a predicted model, not a curated record. Gene Ontology annotation, biological process: mRNA export from nucleus. Gene Ontology annotation, cellular component: nucleus; cytoplasm; transcription export complex 2. Lineage: Eukaryota; Evosea; Eumycetozoa; Acytosteliales; Acytosteliaceae.